Messenger RNA from Meloidogyne enterolobii, 2133 nucleotides. The record is from the annotation of a GenBank genome assembly. Lineage: Eukaryota; Metazoa; Nematoda; Chromadorea; Rhabditida; Meloidogynidae.
AUGAAUAACUCAAAUCCCUAUUUAUUCCCCUCCACUGAUUCUAACCCACAAAUAUUUAAUGGAAUUACAAAGAAAAGUAAUUAUUUAUUAAAAAGAAUGUCUUUCAAUAAUUUAUCUCAACAACAGUUAAUUCCUUCCCCAUUUCCAAUUUCAAAAUUUGCUUCUUGUUCACAAGUUCCAUCUAUUAGUAAUAGUUCAAAUGGGACAAUGAAUGUUGCAAAAAAAUAUUCUUUUAAAAAUAAUCAAAGAAGGCAACAAAAUUUUCCUUCUUUUCCCGAAAAUAUUUCCAAAAAAAGACUAUCUUUAACAAAAUCAUCGAAAUUUUUACAAAAAACAAUAAAAGAAGCAAUUGAUAUAAAAAAUAAAGCUUUUAUUCAAAGUUAUAAAGAUUUAAUACGGAGAGAAAAGAAGAAAGAAGGGAAUGAAGAAGAAAUUAAAAGUGUGGAUGACGGGGAAGAGGAAGUAACGGAUGAAGAAGAAUACGAAUACAUAUCAGAUUAUGAGGAUGAUGAAGAAGAGGAAUAUGAAGAGUGUGAAGAGGAAGAUUUGGAUGAGGAAGAGAAUGAAUGGCAUGAGGGAGAGAAGGGUGAUAUUAAUCAGAAAAUGAAAGAAUGGAGGUCUUCGGAAGGAAAUGUUCCUCUUGAAAAAUUUCUUCCUUGUAGAGGCUUAGUAGUAAAUGGAAUUGAAAGUAAAGAUGAUAAAAGCCUAGUAGAGAAUGGCUGUUUUCGCAUAGAUACGCUCAAAUCCUCAUCUGUGUUUGAGCUUAAGCUAGAAAGGGAAAAAGAGGAGAUUUGUAAAGAUUUUGUUGGUAAGGAGGAAUGUGAGCUAAGGAUUGAAGAAGAAAAUUAUGAAAAUUAUGAUUAUAGCCUAAGAAAGGACGGUGAAAAAGAAGACAAUGAACAAAAAGAGAAUGAAAUAGAGGAUGAAGAUUGGGAUGAAGAGGUAGAUGAUGAAGCAGAAGAUGAAGCAUAUCUCUCACCCUGGAGCAGUCGUCGUUCUGAUAGAAGUACUCCUUUAAGUCAAUGUAGUACUUCAACAGCUACGUUUAUAAUGAAUUUGCCUGUUCCAACCGGUGCUGAAUUGCCUCCUUCAGCUUCCUCAUAUCAUCACAAUAGUAGAGAGGAAUGGAGGCACUCAUCACCCGUUGAUAAAUUAGUUGUAGAUGAAGUUCACUUCACUUUUCGUCUUUUUACGUCCACCCCGUCCACAUCCUCACCACGUAACAGUAAAGAGAAUACAGAAAAUGCUGAUACCAAGCAAAGUCCCAGAUGGCGUGCAGAUUCUCUCAAUGAAGCCUUGCCUGCAUUUAGAAAAGACCAACAACCACAAAAACAACAAAUUUUGCCAUCAGUUGAUCAAAAACAGAGGCUUUCAACUUCACUAGAAAAUACACCACUCUCUUCCCCUGUUAAUGAAUCGCUACAACAUAUUGGCAAAACUGAACAAAAUUCCACCCUUCCAAUAAUAGAACCCCCAACCCCAACAACAAAUACCUCCUCUUCUCUUCCUUUAAUUCAAACAGAAAAAAGAAAAAUAAAUAUAGAAGAUAAUAAUAAAUAUUUAAAUGGAUUUGCUUUAAAUAAUGAUAAUGAAGUUAUUUCUUCAACAUUUUUGCCACAAACUGUUAUACAAACAUCUGCAUUACAAGCUCAGCAACAAAUCAAAAAUAAUUCUACAACAACACCAACAUCUUCCUUACAAAAUAACCAGAAAAACAAUAUAAUAUCUCAAAAUUGUAUUAUUCCUAAUAAUUCAGAAUUACAACAACAAAAAACAAAUAAUAAUUAUGAAUUUGAAAAACAAUUUUCCUCUUCUCUAUCACCGCCUCCUUGUUAUCAACAAGCAGCCAAUUCAUUGAGGUUAUCUCCAAUAGCUGGACGUUUAGCGGGAAUACCUAGAUUUCAUUUUCCCAUGGGUAGGCCAAUUGGAAAGGUGGAAAGUGAUGCUAAACUUAACAGAAUCAAAGAGCUUUUUCAAUCCUUCCCGGACGGCAAAAUAUCUUUUGCUGAUUUUGAUGAACUUUGUAGACGAAUGGAUAUGGCUAUUUAUACAAAGGCAAAAUUUUAUUUUUUAUUUUCAUUUAAACAAAAAAGCUAUAAAAUAAGCAAAGAUAAUCAUGAAAAAUAUUGUUAA